This is a messenger RNA of Stylophora pistillata, 1111 nucleotides long. Its product is annotated as trimeric intracellular cation channel type 1B.1. NCBI's taxonomy places the organism in Eukaryota, Metazoa, Cnidaria, Anthozoa, Scleractinia, Pocilloporidae. The record is from RefSeq and is a predicted model, not a curated record. Gene Ontology annotation, biological process: potassium ion transmembrane transport. Gene Ontology annotation, cellular component: membrane. Gene Ontology annotation, molecular function: identical protein binding; potassium channel activity.
UUAAAUCUGGUAAUUCCUCUGUAAUCUGUUAAUGUUACUUCGUUAAUAAUAACUCUUUUGAACUGCAAUCUACCGAUCGUUAGGCGUCGCCAUGGAUCAGUUUUACGGAAUUUUUGACUCGUAUGCCGAGCAGCUGGCUAAGCUUCCAAUGUUCCCAGUUUUACAGUGUGUUCACUAUAUCAUUAUGACCUUGAAAUUACGAAUGGGAGAAGGUGCAGUUUCUUUUGCCUAUUCUCACCCAAUGUCAUCCUGGGUAGCCAGUAUUUUGACAUGCUUUGCUGGGACCUUUUUGUCAAACUUUUUGUUGGGAAACUCCUUGCUGUCGCCUCUGACGGAUUUGGAACAAAUUGCUAUUCUGUCUGUCAUUUGGUAUCUGGUAUUCUUUUGUCCUCUGGAUUUGUUUACCAAGGUCUUCAUGCUGAAGCCAUUGUGGAUUGCCCUUCUGGUGGUCAAAGAGGCCCACAGAGCAAGGAACAUUCUCAAGGGAGUAGAGAUGUCGUCAACACUUCACCAUGAUGCUUGGCUGGUCAUGAUAGCUAUCAUAAGGAAAGGAGCUGGUAGUCGACUCUUAAGACCGGUGGUUCUGUUUGCUCAAGGAAAAGUGGAUGCUAUAAAUGAAGCACUUUACCCAUCAUUUGUCACCAAACUAUCUAUUGUUGGAAGUGUUCUCUUCAUUGUGGUACAGAAGCGCAUGGUUGCCUUCACUUCCGCUGAAGUUCUUCUGGGCAUAACUUGUGUGGGAGCAUUUCUUCAGGUCCUCAUGGACCUCAGUAACACAAGUGAUCCUUUUACCUAUUUGGAGAAAGCUGUUGCUGCUGUUCUCUUUAGAGAACCAGCUGAAAAGGCAGAUACUUCAGAUGCCAAGAAGAAAAAGGAAUAAUCGCGGCUGUAAAAUGAGGAAAAAGGACGAUCUUAAAUGUGACCUCAUCUGGUAGGCAAUAGGUUGGAGUUAGGCAAUCUGUUAUGGUAUGACUCACAAAGACAUGCUGAUUGCUGUUAACCGAGCUGAAAACUGCAUUAUGUAACCCCAUUCCAAAAGACUUCUUAUCUUCCUCUGAAAAAUGAAGAUAGAGAAACCUUGGAAUAAAGUUAGGAUGUGUGUUUUCAUUGA